GACUCGUCGCGAUGCUACUGACGUCACCCAGGUCGCCGCAUUGCUAGUGAUACAUACAUGAGGAGUUUAGGUAGUUAUCAGUUUUCUGUUAUAUUUGAGGUUUUUAAAUGUAAGUGAACCGUGUUUUAACUGAAGGAAGAGAAGCAGCAGACUCGUUAUUGUGGUCUGGUCUCUAAUUUUAGUUUAUUUUAUUGUGUUAGCGCUUUAUAUUUAACGAGAGUGACAGUAAUGCAUGUUCAGUGACGUCUGGUUUAUUAUAGCUAGUUAACUAGAUGCACAAAAGUUAAUAUGAGUUCUUGAAGAUGUAAUUUGAAGUCAACUGUCAUGUCAUUUAACAUAAAAAAAUCUCUAAAAAAAAAAAGCUAGACAUGUCAGAAUUUUUGUAAUUGUCUUUCCACAAUUCUGUCAAAUCAGCUAAAAAGCCAGUUUGCAAUGGGAUCCUUUAUUAUAACAAAUUCAAGGACUUGUCUCAAGCACCUGUGCCCCCUACUUAGGCGCCCUCUUUAUCACCAGCGCGCUCCGCAAAAGAAUAACCAGCCCAGUAAUCACCCCUACUGCACCAAAGGAGAGAGAAGACCAUCAGAGUUUCAUGGCACCAAGCACAGAGACUUCACUCCGAGAAACAGAACUUCAAUCCCAAAAUCAGUGUUUGCAGCCGGCAAUGCCAGAAGAACUGCUGAGAUUUUAAAGAGGAAAUCAGGAGCGGAUCAGGACCGGGAUCAGGACCCGGACCAGGUCAGUACGGGUUCACUGAAAGGCCGGGCAGCUUUUACAGCUCAGAUUCCUGAUCGGGCUCUGAGCGUUUCAGAAUGGAGAGAUCUAAAAAGCAGCUCGUCCAGGCCGGAGCGCUUCGAGCUGAGGAUGAUGGAGGGAAUGCUGGCUGACACUGAGGCUGACAUCAGCGUCGCUAAAUCUCUCCUCAACUACGUCGCUGCUGAAAACGGAACGCUGCCCUAUGAACUGCUGCUCAAGUAUCUGGCACUUUGUGUCUCUGGUGGCCAUCACUCAGAAGUUUCCGACGUCUACGACAUCAUGAAGAGCUGCUUUAAGACUCUGGACACCGGAGCGUACAGUCUGUUCGUGAAAGGCCUGAGUCACACCGAGCGCUGGAGAGAAGCCCUGAUCAUCCUGGAAGACAUUAAGAAGGUCAUCACACCAUCAUCCAGGAAUUAUGGUGAUGCUGUGACCGGGGCUGUUCUCCAUGGCGACAGGGAGACGGCGUGGCGUCUGUAUGGUGAGCUGAUGGAUCAGGGACUGAUGCCCAACCAGGAAACAUGGCGGUGUUUAUUUGAGAGUGGUGUGAGUCAGCGUGCACACAAAGACGAACUCCUGGCCAUCUUGACCUACAUGAGAGAAAACCAGAUUUAUCCGGAGGAGAAGUUGGUCAGAAGCAUUAAAGCGUGGUUUGAAAGUUUACCAGAUGAGAACUGGAGAGGGAAGUUUACUUCUGUGGACCCCGGAGGAGUGUGUCGGAGCUGUGGGACAGAGCUGGAGUCCAUCCAGCUGACGGAGGAGGAGUACAAUCAGCUAAAACACAGAGUGAUGGAGGACGUGAUCGAGGGCCGGGACGUCUUCAAUAAGACCACGCCUGAGGAGCUGGAGAGUUUUAAGAGCUUUGUGCAGAAAAGACCUGCGUUUGAUGUGGUGAUCGACGGCCUGAACGUAGCGAACAUCACACCCAAGUGUGUAAAAUCAGAGACGGAAGCGCGUCCAGUGUGCAGUGUGGGGAUGAGUCACUUUCCCACCCGCUGCUGUGCGAUUCUCACCCCGUGGGGCUCAGACGCAUCAGACACAACACGAGGGGAAUUCCUCCAGACAAAUCCUCUGUUGGCGGUGGUCUCAGCGCUUCAGGGUCUGAAUGUUCUGGUUCUGGGCAGAAAACACAUGCAGCAGCCGUCACGUAACUGGAACAGACACAACAUGAACCAGAUCAAACAGAAAGCACACUGCUUCUUCACUGAGAACAUCUCGGAGGACGACCCGUUCCUGCUCUACGCUGCAUUGCAUUCUGGGAACCACUGUAACUUUGUGAGCCGGGACCUGAUGAGGGAUCACAAGGCGUGUCUCCCGGACAGCGCCACACGACGCCUCUUCUUCAAGUGGCAGCGAGGACAUCAGCUCGUGCUCAGCAACUUCAUCCCGGGGAAGAAGAUCCGCUUUCAGAGGACGUCACGCUAUGAUACGAUAGUCCAGAGUCACGGAAAGACGUGGCACGUACCCUACGAUGAGGACGGAGGAGAGCGGAGCACGUAUGAAGUUCCACAGAGGUGGCUGUGUCUCAGUAAUGACGUGUGAAAUGUGUACUAACUAUACAGAUUAAUAAAGAAAUGGAUUUGCUGGUUAAUGUGGUGUGUGUGUGUGUGUGUGUGUGUGUGUGUGUGUGUGUGUGCGCACUGCUUAGGAACCAAUAAUAAAGAAAUAAAGGGGAAGAAAUAAGCAGAAUUGGUUUCUGUGUGAUAAAAGCUUUGAAAUGGAAUAAACUAAUAUAUACACAAUCAUUAUGCCUCAUAGAUGCCUUUAAAUAUAAGAUGAAGGAAUAUAAUGUAAUAAAAUAGUUAUAAAGAUAAUAUAAGAUGUUUUAUGUGUGUAUUUCCUGCACAUACUGUAUAUUUACAGUGAUUUUUAUUCUUUUCCACAAAAGCUGAGGUCAAACAUUUGACCAUUUACCAAUAUAAAUGUGAAUUUGACAUUGGUUUCAGUCUAACAAACAUGUAUAUUA
Pangasianodon hypophthalmus (striped catfish) is the source of this 2719-nucleotide messenger RNA. It is a transcript of the gene prorp, whose product is annotated as protein only RNase P catalytic subunit. The record is from RefSeq and is a predicted model, not a curated record. Gene Ontology annotation, cellular component: mitochondrion; mitochondrial ribonuclease P complex. Gene Ontology annotation, molecular function: protein binding; ribonuclease P activity. NCBI's taxonomy places the organism in Eukaryota, Metazoa, Chordata, Actinopteri, Siluriformes, Pangasiidae. Bases 433 to 2295 code for a protein of 620 amino acids. Gene Ontology annotation, biological process: tRNA 5'-leader removal; mitochondrial tRNA 5'-end processing. The transcript is spliced from 8 exons.